This is a messenger RNA of Truncatella angustata, 709 nucleotides long. RefSeq lists its product as uncharacterized. Lineage: Eukaryota; Fungi; Ascomycota; Sordariomycetes; Amphisphaeriales; Sporocadaceae. Gene Ontology annotation, biological process: regulation of transcription by RNA polymerase II. Gene Ontology annotation, molecular function: transcription coregulator activity. The coding region runs from base 198 to 635 and encodes 145 amino acids. Gene Ontology annotation, cellular component: mediator complex. The transcript has a single exon. The record is from RefSeq and is a predicted model, not a curated record.
UCCCAUCUUUCUUCUGGCAUAACAUCGAGCAAACAUCUUCCAAACAGCAUUUAGCCCCUCGUACUUUUGCCUUCAUCCGUCUAAAAAAGAAUCUGACAUUUACAUGCGCUCCAACUGUGCGUAUAUUUUGGCCACAAGGAACAGCUUUAUUACAUCUGUCAGGCCCCACCUAAUAGCUAUCUCGCAAGAGUGACACAAUGCAUGAACUGUUUCUCACUACGACCAUCAAGGAUGUCGACCUAGAGAAAGCUUGUGCGGUCCUUCAGGGAUUGACCUGGAUGUCAGCACGUCACAACGUCUAUCGCGUCAUAUACUACGCUGGUCAGCCGAAGCCGAAAGGCCUGCCCAAUGUGAAAUCAUUGCCGCCCUCCCGCCACACAGCCACGUGGAAUGAGCUACAUAGGGAGUUCAGUCGCUUAUCCUACGUGUUCCAAUUGGUAUAUGAGGUGUUCGUCGAUAAAGACUUCGGCACGGGAGGUGCUGCUGAUCUCAACAGCAUGGGAGGCACCCUUCGCUGGACAGGAUUCCCAGACCCCCCACGAGAAAAGGGACAGUUAACGACGCAUCGCAAAAAGAUCGAGAUACCGGAACAAAAGCAGCUGCUCGCUAUCAUGGCAAGCAAUGGACAAGCGUGAGCAUUGAUCAAACUUACAAUAACCCUUGAUUCAAGCUAAAUACAUAUGUAGGCAAAAGACGGAGCUGAUCCAGG